Ailuropoda melanoleuca (giant panda) is the source of this 668-nucleotide messenger RNA. RefSeq names its product DnaJ heat shock protein family (Hsp40) member C15 (gene DNAJC15). Gene Ontology annotation, biological process: protein import into mitochondrial matrix. The record is from RefSeq and is a predicted model, not a curated record. The transcript is spliced from 6 exons. Gene Ontology annotation, molecular function: ATPase activator activity. Gene Ontology annotation, cellular component: PAM complex, Tim23 associated import motor. NCBI's taxonomy places the organism in Eukaryota, Metazoa, Chordata, Mammalia, Carnivora, Ursidae. The coding region runs from base 61 to 510 and encodes 149 amino acids.
CCCUGCGGCCGUCUCGUAGGCGACGCCGCGGCGCACAGAGCCUCCCUGCGUCGCCUUGCCAUGGCUGCCCGUGGUGGCGUCGCCCCUGCCGGCGAGGGUCUGCGCUACGCCGAGUAUUCGCCGCCGGCGACCAAACGGCCGGACGCGGACGUGGACCAGGGACUGGCAAGAAGUUUGAUAGCUGUAGGACUGGGCGUUGCAGCUCUUGCAUUUGCAGGUCGCUAUGCAUUUCAGAUUUGGAAACCUCUAGAACAAGUAAUCACAGAAACAGCAAAGAAGAUUUCCACUCCUAGUCUUUCAUCCUACUAUAAAGGAGGAUUUGAACAGAAAAUGAGUAGGCGAGAAGCUAGUCUUAUUUUGGGUAUAAGCCCAUCUGCUGGCAAGGCCAAGAUUAGAACAGCUCAUAGGAGAAUUAUGAUUUUGAAUCACCCAGAUAAAGGUGGAUCUCCUUACUUAGCAACCAAAAUAAAUGAAGCAAAAGACUUGCUAGAAGCAACCACCAAACAUUGAUGCUUAAGAAUCAUUCUGAAGGAAAAGAAGGGGGAAUAUAAAACAAAAAAGUCCUGCAAAUUAAUCUAAACCACGGUGUUCAUAAUUUUCAUACAUGCACUGACCACAAUCAUUUAUUCCACUCUUAAGGUAUAUAAUAAUAAAAGAUUAACAGUCUA